AUGAUUUUAAAAUUUUUGAUACUGACGACAUUGCUGAGUGCCGGUAUACAGGCUAUACCUAACGUGGAGCAAAAACCCAAUCGCCCGUCAACGUCUCAAGAACAAGUAGCUGCUUGGGCCACAAACGCGCCGUUCAAUGCCGUAUAUGGAGCUGUGGCAGGGUCACCAGUUGGCCAACAGCAAGUUGGCGUCGUGGCACAGUCCAAUAGAGACACACAAAUAGCAUUCAAUACUCAAUCGGCAGUAGUUGGCAAUACUGGCAUGCAAUCAGCACAUUUUCCGAUGACCUCAGAGCCCGCUGCAGUGCACACCGUCGAAGAAAAUGAUGUAAAAAUAGACGAUUACGAUGCCUACCACGAUUAUCUAUCUUACUAUGAGGACCAAGUCACUGCUUUUCCACUACACGAUGACGAGGACUCCGUUGAGGAACAAGAGGUUUGGCCUCCAGUUGGCAUACUUCCACCACCUCCACCGCCGCCAGUAAGACCAACAUAUUAUCCACCAUAUUACCCAACAACAAAACCACCAACUCGCCCCACAACUGUACGUCCACGCCCGCCACAGUAUCCGUCACUAUAUCCACAGUAUCCCACACCACCUCCAAAACCACCACAUUAUCCACAAUACCCAAUAAGUCAGUUGCCACCGCUGCCACAUUAUCCACGACCCACUACGACUCAACGCCCCACUACCACAACCACGCCAAGCUAUCAGAAACCCGGUGGUGGUGGUGACGAUGUUACCGUGUUGGAGAAUUACCAAAUCAUUUCCAAUAAAGGCAUUAACGAAUACAAACUGCGUCUGAGCAACGGCUUGUCCGAUUACAAGAAGAUAACGAAGAAGCAUAUUGGCAAGGAUAUAAUUUAUGUGCAGUCCGGCUACUACUCGGUGCCGGUCGAUCCAGAGAAAAAUAAAUUCAACAUAAUUCAUUAUAUUGCCGACGAGAAGGGCUACCGGAUUGUUGGAGUACAACCUUGUUCAAGUGUGCAUCAGUGUAAAGCUUUGGAGGAGUGAAGUUGUUGAAACAAAC
Bactrocera tryoni is the source of this 1030-nucleotide messenger RNA. RefSeq names its product actin cytoskeleton-regulatory complex protein PAN1. The record is from RefSeq and is a predicted model, not a curated record. The coding region runs from base 1 to 1014 and encodes 337 amino acids. Lineage: Eukaryota; Metazoa; Arthropoda; Insecta; Diptera; Tephritidae. The transcript is spliced from 3 exons.